AUGGCUUCGUUUGUGAUCUUCCUCUUAGGAACAGUUAACUGUAGUAUAAUUGACCAAUGGAUUAUCACUAAAAUCUUUGAUUGGAUUGGAUUUUUCAGUAGACUCUUUAUUGGGAAAGAACCUGAAAGAAUACGUGGUCCCAAGGGUCCUGAGGUUGAUUUAUCUGACUUUCUCGGCUUGUUUUUUGGUGGGAACGAGAGAAAAAAUAGUGGUAGAAGGAGAAGAGGCAGUAGCGUUGGCGGUGGUAAUGGAGGCCUUCUUAGGCUAUUGUUUGCUCCUUAA
Molecule: messenger RNA, 282 nt
Organism: Schistosoma guineensis
Lineage: Eukaryota; Metazoa; Platyhelminthes; Trematoda; Strigeidida; Schistosomatidae
Source: the annotation of a GenBank genome assembly